UAUGGCGCCAAGCCACGUAUCCUACAGGCUGUAUGGAAGACCCGAUUUGUAAGCGCCUUCGAGCUUGUUGCUCGCGCUACCUACUCAGGUCUGGUGGUGCGAUCAUGGCUAGCGUCAAGUCGUAGCUUGCUCAGCUUAUCACGAGAAACUCCAAUUGUAAUGCAGUUCCUUAUCGUUGUGUGUAUCGAGUGUGUUGUUUUUAAUGAUAGUUAUGGUUAUUGGUGUCCAAGCCUCCACACGUGAGAAGGUUUCUCGAGUGCUAUUGUUUGUUGUGGACUUUCGCGGUUUCUAUCAGCUACAGAGUGCAUUCCAAGCUUUGUCGCAACUCAACUACAUGUCGCGCGAACGAUCAAGGGGUGGAGGAUUUCUCGGUGCAAACAGGAAAAAGUAGUAGUAGGAAUUAUCAACAAUGCCCUCGUUUCCUUUGAGAAGAGCGCUUCCGGGCUCGACACAACGAAGCAAGAGCAGAAAUUGUUAUCGUUAUGUGCUCAUUGUUUGCGCCAUUGUUGUGGUGUCGAUUGCCGGGCCUUCAUACUUUCUGACUACGAAGGGAGACAGCAAUUUUGCCAUCUGGCAAACGCACUCUGCAUAUGAAGCAUCGAAUGCAUUUCUUCAAGAAGAAAAUGUGAGGCGCAUUGCCUUGGAGCAAGUAGGAAAACUCUUCCCCCAGGAGGUACGAGACCUCUUGAAUGCAAAUUAUGAACAGCAUGGGUCCUUGAAUCUGAACGUUGCUGGCCGAAAUGACUUGUCUUCGUCUUGGGUACGGGAACGUGCUCUUGACAUGAGUAGGAGAAAUCCUGAAGUGCGAGGUGUUGAGGAUAGGAAACUAGAGCAAGCUUCUGAAAUUAAUGAGGGCGAAGAAAUCGGCGGGAGGAAUGUCAAAAGCAUUAUAGGAUCAAAAGGACAUCAUGAAGAGAUGGAGCCUGCACAAAGGCAUCAGAGAAAAGUAGGAUGUGAAACAAGAAAUUUCAAAUUCUCGAGUUUGACAGGUGCAGAAUCCCAACUCGAGGAGUCAGUUUCAAAGGAUGAAGCUUUUUCGGGUUUUGAGACAGGAUGCUCAGAAGAAGACUUUACGACAGGUGGAACUAUUCAGCAAGUCACACAGAUAGAAAACGACUCUACCGCUAAAAUUGCAAGAAAGGAGCGCCGAGAGCAGCGAUUUGAAAGUAGAGUGAUAGACCUUAUUCAACGGGAUGAGGAGCAAUCUAUGAGACUGGAAGCUGAGGCGAUUAGAAGGUCGAAAGAUGGUGGGAUCACGGGAUUACACAGCGUGUGGAGACCAGUAGAAAUAUCUGCUAAUUCUGACAACACUGUGCGAGUCAUGCGUGAUCAGCUGAUUAUGGCACGAGCUUACGCAAACCUUGCCUCAAUCUAUAAUAAUACUCGACUCGCUCAUGAGCUGAAGGCUCGCAUCAAAGAAAACGUCAAACUGCUAGAGGAUGUCACAAUGGAUUCUGAGCUCCCAAAGGGAGUGGAAGAAAAGAUGAAGGCAAUGGGUCAGCUUUUAUCUCGAGCGAAGAAUAUCAAGACUGAUGAUAAAGCGCUAAUCAAGAAGCUGAGAGCCAUGCUACAGACAUCAGAGGAUCAGCUUAGUAAUUUUAAGAAGCAGAGCAACUUCUUGAGCCAGCUGGCUGCAAAAACUGUGCCGAAGGGUCUUCAUUGCCUGUCGAUGCGACUGACUGUGAAAUACAAUGAUCUCAGUCCUGACGAACGUCAGUUUCCGAACGUGCAAAAUCUCGAAGAUAAUACUUUAUAUCAUUACGCCCUCUUUUCCGACAAUGUCCUUGCAACUGCUGUGGUUGUGAACUCAACUGUUACAAACGCGAAGGAACCAGAAAAACAUGUAAUUCAUGUAGUUACAGACACUCUCAAUUAUGGAGCGAUGAGAAUGUGGUUUCUUGGCAACCCUCCGGGCAACGCCACCAUUGAGGUUCAGAAUGUGGAUGACUUUAAGUGGUUAAACUCUUCGUACUGCCCGGUUUUGAAGCAACUGGAGAUGGACUCCAUGAAAGCCUACUUCUUCAAGUCUGGGAAGGAAAGGAUAUCCGCCAAUUUAAAGUACAGGAAUCCAAAAUAUCUGUCCAUGCUUAACCACCUGAGGUUCUAUCUACCUGAAGUUUUUCCCAACCUGGACAAAAUUCUAUUUCUGGACGAUGAUGUUGUCGUCAAGAAGGAUCUUACGCCGCUCUGGUCGGUCAGUCUUGAAGGAAAAGUUAAUGGGGCAGUUGAAACUUGUGGGAAAAGUUUUCAUCGUUUCGACAAAUACUUGAAUUUCUCAAACCCACACAUAGCAAGAAACUUUGAUCCCCAUGCCUGUGGCUGGGCGUACGGCAUGAACAUCUUCGAUCUGAAGGAGUGGAAGAAACGUCAUAUCACAGCCAUUUACCAUAAAUGGCAAACUCUGAAUGCAAACAGAACAUUGUGGAAGCUGGGAACAUUGCCUCCUGGGUUGGCAACAUUCUACAAGUUGUCCCAUCCACUUGACAAGUCAUGGCAUGUUUUAGGUCUCGGAUACAACCCUAAUAUAGACAAGUCUUUGAUUGAAGGUGCUGCGGUGGUUCACUAUAACGGUAAUAUGAAGCCUUGGUUGGAAAUCGGCAUAUCGAAAUUCAAGCGACACUGGGCUCAGUAUGUCAAGUAUGACCACCUUUGGCUGCAGCAGUGUAACAUUAAUGAAUGAAAAUGACGUCAUGAUCACACUAUAUUCGGACACUCUGGCACGUUGAGCAAGAAUGGUUGCCUACAUCAAAUGGAUUUACAGGGGAACGUCAUGUGCCUGAUUAUGGGCGAUCCUAAUGCAAAUGGAUCUAUCUGCGAAGUCAUGAUGUAAAGAAGGACGCUGGAAUAAUGCUCUGUACUAUUUCCUGAGAAUCUUCUUGAUGGUUGAAUUGUCAGCCUCAAGUUUUUGGAGCUUUACUCUUACUGUCUAGAAGGCGUUUGAACAUACUCUCAACCUUUUUCACGCAAGUACUUUUUUGAUCUUCCAGUGACGUGAAACGUAUUGAGCAAACAGAGCUCAAGCAACCGUAAAAGAUCCAAGCUGGUCCGGCUAUGGUAAACAUCCUGUAGGAAGCAACGGCGUACGUAAAGGAAUAAAAACGAAAAAUGUAGAAGGGUUAUCCCUUUCACACAUAGCAAGGCGUAUCAUAUUCUUUCAGAGCUUUAGAAAGGUGGAUCAAUGUUGAAUACGAUAGUUUUACAUAGACGUUAUGACUUAACCCAGGAAGGUGAAUGUGCUAGUGUUGUCGCAUGCUAAUUUUAGAUAUCGCCACCAUCCCGUAGUCGUUUUUGUCUGUCAAUCAUCUGAUAUCGUGUCUUUCUGUAGUUUGAGAAGCUGAAGAAUAUCGUGUAUGAAGUACGGAGCAGCUUCGAACACAACCUCAGGUGUCAAUUGACGAUCAAAAGGUCAACUGAGACCAGACAAUGUGUGUAGCCCAUCUCUUCGACUACAAUUUUCUACUGACCAUAUCCAGAAUGAGAAGAAAUAUAGGUAGAACCAGCUAAUUCCUGCAGAGAUAGUGUUGCUUUAACACUUCCCAUUGUCAACGUGUGACCUCCUAGCUUGUCUCGGUCACGGCCUCAAUUUUUAGGAGUAAAUUGCUUUGAAAUUUUGAAUUCGAUUUCUUUUAUUCUCUAAUCAUUCGAUUUGGAAUCAGUAAGGGCGAUUUCAACUCCUGUUUCUCCCGUCGUCUACAGCUGUUUCCAUCCUCGAGGCUGGCGACUGUAGCCCGAUUAAUAUAAUUCCAAUCUACUUUGUUAUCGAGCCCGUAGAUAAACGGGUUUUGUCUGUA
Molecule: messenger RNA, 3791 nt
Organism: Physcomitrium patens
Lineage: Eukaryota; Viridiplantae; Streptophyta; Bryopsida; Funariales; Funariaceae
Product: polygalacturonate 4-alpha-galacturonosyltransferase
Molecular function (GO): polygalacturonate 4-alpha-galacturonosyltransferase activity
Source: RefSeq, a predicted model, not a curated record